CUACUCGGGUCUCGCGACUCCAUCAUGGAGCCAACAAUCUUCGGAACUUUGAAAAGUUUCUUACAAAACGGAGGUGAUCCCGAGAAAGCUGUCGAUCUCCUCAUAGGAAACUACCAUGCCGUUGCUCAGACUGCCAAUCUUCUUGCCGAGUGGCUCAUAAUGUCUGGGAUGGAAAUAAAUGAGGUCCAAGCACUGGUGGAAUCUCAACUCAAAAAUAUGCUGGUUCGACACUUCGAGCCCUCAAAAGCCGAUGCCGCCAUUUUCGACGGCGAAGGAGAGACUCCGGCAUGGCUGGCUCAGAUGAUCGAUCACCCGGCCUGGAGAAAACUCAUCUAUAGCCUCGCCGAGGAAUACCCAGACUGUCUGAUGUUGAACUUCACAAUAAAACUGAUCUCCGACGCCGGUUUCCAAGCGGAAAUCACAUCGAUAUCAACUGCGUCACAACAACUCGAGGUGUUCGCCAGGGUCUUGCGAACAGCUCUCAGUGGGUGUCUUGAAAAAGCCCCCAACGAAGACCGUUUGGCUGAACUCGCAAAACUCAUCGGCCACGGUGAGCACACCUACCUCUACGCUCAAUGCCUGCUCCAUGCGCUGAGCCUCGAAGGACUGUCUCGAGGAGGUGCAUCUGCGAAACGACUGGCCCACGAGAUCCGGAAGAGGAGCAGACCUACGCGAGACACGACUCCGAUCGCCAUGGCCUUGAGCGGUGCGUUGACGAAACACCCAAAAGCGUGCCAGGCCAUGGCGGCCAUGCUCGGGAAGAACGCUCUGAAUCCAGCCGACGUCACCAUACUUUACAAUCUUUACAAAUCCAACGAUCCGCCACCUGUGGAUUUGAUCCGAGAACCGACGCUCCUCGAACUUCUGCUCGACGCUCUCUUCAAACCGGGAUCGAAAAUUAAUCCCGACCAUAAGCCCAAGUACAUCUUCCUCCUGGCUUACGCAUCCAGCGUGUUCGAGCAGACCACAAAGAAAGGUCCUCGUAGAGCGCCUGUCCUAAACAAAGACGAACUCGUCCGCACCCAGGAAUCGAUUGAGCAGAUGUGCACAAUCUGUGCAGAGCCGAAAAUCAGUGAUCUCCCCACACUUUUCGAUUGUGUGCAAUUACCUGUGAUGGCCAUGGCUGCGAUACAUUGGGCUAGAUACAUCGUGAACGAAGCGUCGUAUUUCAAGCUGAACACGGAGCAUGUUCCUAUGCAUUUGGCACUCCUCGAUGAGGUCGCGAUCUGUCAACCCACAUUGCACGAUCGCUUACUGAAACUUUACAGCGAUCUCUUCGAGAAACCAUUCGACGCAGAGCUGGAUGUGCUCGUCCUGAUCGAGAUCCGCAAGAUGCUUCUCGACAGAAUGAUACAUCUCGUCUGUAGAGGCUGCGUCCUGCCUGUGCUGAACUACAUCACGGGCCUGUAUCAGCGACAAGACACCGAUAUUUCGCUGAUUCGAUAUUUUGUUACGGAACUGCUGGAAAUCAUCGCCCCACCGCUCACCCCGGAAUUCGCCUCAGUGUUCCUCCCCCUCGUCCAGAAUAAGGAGAUUACCGGAGAUCUUCCACCAUCCCAAGACGGUACUGAUCUUGUGACCCAAUUCAUCCAGCAGGCGACCAAAGUCAUCGGGAAGUCUUCCGAGAAAUCAUGAAUUAGUCUCAAAAGGUCCGAGGGUGAAAGCAAGACAUCGGGCAUAUGGCCGGAUCCUGCAUGGCGUAGGAUACUUGAAAGUCCCAUCACGAAGGGAGUCGGGGACGAUCCGAACUCCAGCGCCUUGAGCUCGACACGCGCAGACUGCCAUGGACAGUGGAGCGUGUUGUGAGACUGUACGCUGCAUUGGUCGAUGAAAUAACCUGUAUAAAUCCGAGGGUACAAGACAAAUACUUGCAGGCCCGUUUGA
Messenger RNA from Galendromus occidentalis (western predatory mite), 1884 nucleotides. It is a transcript of the gene TH1, whose product is annotated as negative elongation factor complex member TH1. The transcript has 2 exons. Gene Ontology annotation, molecular function: RNA binding. NCBI's taxonomy places the organism in Eukaryota, Metazoa, Arthropoda, Arachnida, Mesostigmata, Phytoseiidae. The record is from RefSeq and is a predicted model, not a curated record. Gene Ontology annotation, cellular component: nucleus; NELF complex. Bases 25 to 1635 code for a protein of 536 amino acids. Gene Ontology annotation, biological process: negative regulation of transcription elongation by RNA polymerase II.